Messenger RNA from Macrosiphum euphorbiae (potato aphid), 255 nucleotides. Lineage: Eukaryota; Metazoa; Arthropoda; Insecta; Hemiptera; Aphididae. The record is from the annotation of a GenBank genome assembly.
AUGUGUUCAUAUAAUGAAAAUGAAAAAUUAAUAAGUGCUAUGAGCGAUGAAAAUUGUGGACUAUUUGAGUUUACCAAUGAAGGUAAUUCUGUGGAAGUUGGAUUCUUAUGCUGGAUUCAGACUACACCAUGCACAGAGGAUAAAAUUAAUAAUCAAGAUUUAAUCAGUGAAAAAACUGAAAUAGUUUUAUUUUGGCCAAGUAAUAUUGAUGUGACGUAUGCUUCAAGUAUGGUUAAAAGAUGUAAAAAAAAAUAG